CCCACAAGAACACGAAGCUGAGCAGUCAGCCGUUCGGCGGCUUGACCUUUGACACCGACUACAUGGUUCGCGUGGUUCCUUUCCCGACUCUGAUGAACGAGAGCUUCUUCCCUCCAUCCUUCCUCCGCACCAACUCAUGUGAAGUCCUCCUAGGAUCAGACAACCAGGUCUGCAGACCCUUCUGGAAGCCAAAGACCCUGAACGUGUCUCAGCUGGGCUGCAACCUCCACGUGGCGUUCGACCAGGCGCCGGCCUCCUUCGGCUUCGGCUUCUACUUCCUGUACUACAAACUACGGCAGGACGGGCCCUUCAGACAGCAGCGCUGCAAGCCAGAUGUGAACCAGCCCAGAACCACAUGCAUCCUCCAGAACCUCACCCCAGGGACCUACACUAUAGAGCUGAGAGACGACGGUAACACGACCAGGAGGCAAACUCAGUACCAUGUCAGCCAGGUCCACUCCCCCUGGGCGGGGCCUAUUCGUGCCAUGGCCAUCACAGUUCCUCUGGUCAUCAUGUCUGCCUUCGCCACUCUCUUCACUGUCAUGUGUCGCAAGAAGCAGCAAGAAAACAUCUACAGCCAGCUGGACGAGGAGAGCAGCGAGUCGUCCAAUCACAGUGCGGCGUUGAACACGGAGCGGCCGUGGCCCCGCCCCAAGGUCUUCAUCUGUUACUCCAACAGAGACUGUCCCAAACACACCAGCGUCAUCCAGAGCUUCGCCUACUUCCUGCAGGACUUCUGCAGCUGUGAGGUUGUGUUGGACCUGUGGGAACACCUGGAGAUGUGCAGAGAGGGUCAGAUGUCGUGGCUCAGCAGACAGCUGGACGAAGCUGACUUCAUCAUCACCAUCUGUUCUAGAGGCCUACGCUACUACGUAGAGAAGAAGAGCCACAGAGGGAAGACACCGGUCAGUCGCCGUAGUAACAGCAGCAGCAGCUCUCCGAUUGGUGGAUCGGGCGGUGACCUGUUCAUCGUGGGCGUGGCCAUGAUCGCUGAGAAGCUGCGGCUGGCGAAUCAGAGCCAGGGGGGCGGAGCUCAGGAGCUGAACCGCUACAUGGCGGUUUACUUCGACUAUUCCACGGAAAAGGACAUCCCCACCAUGCUGAGUCUGGCUCCCAGGUUUAAGCUGAUGGACCAGCUGCCUCAGCUCUUCAGUCGGCUCCACUCCAGCCAGUCCAGUUUGGCUGAUCGUGAUUCGCAGCCUCUCAACGUCUCCAGGAGGAACUACUUCAGGAGCAGGUCCGGACGCUCGCUCUACGUGUCCAUCUGCAACAUGCACCAGCACAUCAGCCAAAACGCUGACUGGUUCGAGAAGCAGCUGGCUCCUUCAGGAGCUUCCUCUGCCUCCUCCUCCAAACCUGCUCCUCCUCUCCCUGCUGUCCCGGCUCCGAGCCCUCCUCCAAAGCCUCCCUGCCCCUCCUCCUCGUCUCUACCGGAGCAGAGGUUUGACUCAGGCUUGGUGCUGAACGAGGUGGUGGUGAAUACACCGUCCCCGGAGGGAGCAUCGAGGAGGAACAUGCUCCUGCUGGCCUCUGGUUCCAGUCCCAGCCUUAACCUAGGCCCCAGCCUCAGUCCCUGUCCCAGUCCUGGUCCCUGUCCCAGUCCAGGCCUGCCACACUGCUCUCUGGCCACGCUGGGACCCACUUCAAGGUCCACUUCUGGAAUAUCUGGACUGUUACCUGAAGAAUCGUCCUCCUCCUCUUCCUCCUCCUCCUCCUCCUUCCUCCUCCUCUGCUCCCUCCAUUCUCCAGGAUGGGGUGUGCCCUGUCCACUCCCAGGCAGAAGAAGGCCAUCAUUCCCCUCCAGAGCUCCCACCCCCUCGUGAUUCGGGCAUCUAUGAGUCGUCUGUCCCGUCCUCAGAGCUCUCCAUUCCCCUAAUGGAGGGUCUGUCACAUGACCAGGCUGACUCCUCCUCCCUGGCAGACAGCGAAUCAUCUUCUUCGGGGCUGGGUCGAAGCUGCAGAAGAAAACAUCCUCCUUCUCUCUUCUCUCUCCUGACAGCUGGUCCCUCAGAGGGAAGAAGAGGAAGCAGGCCAGCAGAGAUGCCGACUCGCUCAGUCUCUGCAGUCUGGACAUCAACGAGCCCAGCACCAAGCGCAGUAAACUGGUGUCCAGGGUGAGCUCUCUGGCCGGCCUGCUGCAGCCCGUUAAGACCGCACCGCUGAAGAGGAUUGGCCAGACCCUGCAGGUGAACCUCCACUGCCAUG
Perca fluviatilis (European perch) is the source of this 2205-nucleotide messenger RNA. Its product is annotated as interleukin-17 receptor D-like. The record is from RefSeq and is a predicted model, not a curated record. Gene Ontology annotation, molecular function: interleukin-17 receptor activity. The transcript is spliced from 15 exons. Bases 63 to 1823 code for a protein of 586 amino acids. NCBI's taxonomy places the organism in Eukaryota, Metazoa, Chordata, Actinopteri, Perciformes, Percidae.